AUGGGGGCGAAACGGGUGGCGUCGGCGGCGGGGACGGCGGCCCUAGUGUACGUCGCGCUCUCGGGCCGCCUCUCCCCGGCGUCCGGCGACGACGCCGAUGCGGUGAGGCGGCGGCGGCGGAGCGCGGAGGAGGGAGAGGCGGAGAGGUGGCCGGAGCGGGCGCCGGCGAGCUGGAGGGAGGCGGUGGCGGUGCUGUCGAGGACGGCGGGGUUCGCGUACGCCGAGACGCUUGGCAAGUGGCCGCUCGGGGACAUCGCCUUCGGGAUCAACCACUACAUGCGCAUCCAGGGCAAUCUGCAGCAUGAGUACACUGGCAGCAAUUGUGUGCCCCUGGAUGGUCCUGGAGUAAGGCAGGAGCUGAUUGGACUUCUCAGAUACCUCAGACUCUGCAUGUUCUUCUCCAAGAAGCCAUAUGAAGUGUUCCUAGAGUUUGGUGGUUAUGGACAGAGUGAUAUUCUCAUAAGGAAGUCGAAAUCACAGUUUAUGAAGCCUGCAUUCACGGUUGUCCGUGAUGAAAGUACCAAAUCCUUCCUCCUUUUCAUUCGGGGAGCGACCAGCACUAAGGAUCGUCUGACAGCCGCAACUGCUGCAGAAGUUCCAUUCCAUCAUUCAGUAUUAUUACAAGAUGGACGUAGAUCCAAUUUAGUGUCUGGACAUGUGCAUUGUGGAAUGGUUGCUGCCGCUCGUUGGAUUGCAGAUCAGGCCAUUCCAUGCUUAAGCAAAGCAGUCGAACAAUUCCCAAACUACAGAGUUAAGAUCAUUGGGCAUUCAAUGGGAGCUGGGAUUGCUGCGAUAUUAACAUACAUGCUACGCGAGGACAAUAAGUUAUCAUCAGCCUCAUGUAUUGCGUUUGGACCAGCUGCUUGCAUGACCUGGGACUUGGCUGAGUCAGGCAAAGACUUCGUUACCUCUGUUGUCAACAAAAACGACAUGGUGCCAUCUUUCGGCAAAGCUUCAGCUGCCAACCUUCGCACAGAGGUUAUGGCAUCGUCAUGGGCUCCAGACCUCCAAGAACAAAUUCAGCAAACAAGAAUCUUGGGUUUUGUAAAUAGCUCUGUGAAUUUCAUGCGAUCCCACAUUCCCUUUGUAUCCAACACAGGGUCUGACAACACUCCUAUGGAUGAGUUGAACCUUUCCGCAAAUGUGCGUGCCGCUGUGCAGAAGCACUCUGCACUGUCCUGCUGGUCAUCUGUCGCUGUUAAUACCCAAAUCCUGGAGUCUCUGGUGAACCCCACUCAGGGCAUUCCAGCAUUGAUGUCUGCAUACAGAGGAACUGAACAAAACACUGAGAAGCCAACAAUUGCAGUAGAACCAGCCUCAUGCUGUCCUGGAGAACUCAACCGUGAGAGAUCAGAUGCUGUGGAGAUUGACCCAGAGGAGAAAGCAACAGACGAAGAACACAUGGAUCAGCUUCUGAAGGCCUUGCGAUCAUCGCAAAUGGCCUCCCCGGAGCCUCACCAGCUGUACCCUCCGGGCAGAAUCAUGCACAUGGUUGAGCUACCAGCACCAGAAGAGCCGAGCACCGGCGAGCAAUGCCACCAGAAUGAGGUAGUUGCCAUCUAUGAGACCCCUCGCAGCAUGUAUGGCAAGAUCCGGCUGGCGAGAACCAUGAUCAGAGACCAUUACAUGCCGAGGUACAUCGAGGCGAUGGAGAUGCUGAUCGACAAGCUUGCAGAGGAUGAGGAUGACACCGACAACCGGUAG
Miscanthus lutarioriparius is the source of this 1704-nucleotide messenger RNA. The record is from the annotation of a GenBank genome assembly. Lineage: Eukaryota; Viridiplantae; Streptophyta; Magnoliopsida; Poales; Poaceae.